CACGUGGCUGCCACCCAGGUAAGAAGAGGCCGCUCUUCCUGGGGUUGUUUCUCCGUGUGACGUGUGGCCUUUGAGAUCAACUCUCCUGUACCAGCGUAGGCCGCAUGAGUGGGGGGCGGUCUCCCGCGGUCCUGCUCGGCGGAGUGGCCUCUCUGCUCCUGUCUUUUGUUUGGAUGCCGGCGCUGCUGCCUGUGGCCUCCCGCCUUUUGUUGCUACCCCGAGUCCUGCUGACCAUGGCCUCUGGAAGCCCUCCGACCCAGCCCUCGCCGGCCUCGGAUUCCGGCUCUGGCUACGUUCCGGGCUCGGUCUCUGCAGCCUUUGUUACUUGCCCCAACGAGAAGGUCGCCAAGGAGAUCGCCAGGGCCGUGGUGGAGAAGCGCCUAGCAGCCUGCGUCAACCUCAUCCCUCAGAUUACAUCCAUCUAUGAGUGGAAAGGGAAGAUCGAGGAAGACAGUGAGGUGCUGAUGAUGAUUAAAACCCAAAGUUCCUUGGUCCCAGCUUUGACAGAUUUUGUUCGUUCUGUGCACCCUUACGAAGUGGCCGAGGUAAUUGCAUUGCCUGUGGAACAGGGGAACUUUCCAUACCUGCAGUGGGUGCGCCAGGUCACAGAGUCAGUUUCUGACUCUAUCACAGUCCUGCCAUGAAGAGCCCUGUUCCUGCUCAUCAUGAAGAUCCCCGCGAUAGUUCAAUGCCUUCUGACUUCCAGGUGAUGACUGGGCCCCCAAUAAAUCCUGUCUUUGGGUC
This is a messenger RNA of Gorilla gorilla gorilla (western lowland gorilla), 744 nucleotides long. RefSeq names its product cutA divalent cation tolerance homolog (gene CUTA). Gene Ontology annotation, molecular function: copper ion binding. The coding region runs from base 105 to 644 and encodes 179 amino acids. NCBI's taxonomy places the organism in Eukaryota, Metazoa, Chordata, Mammalia, Primates, Hominidae. The transcript is spliced from 6 exons. The record is from RefSeq and is a predicted model, not a curated record. Gene Ontology annotation, biological process: response to metal ion.